Molecule: messenger RNA, 942 nt
Organism: Pogona vitticeps (central bearded dragon)
Lineage: Eukaryota; Metazoa; Chordata; Lepidosauria; Squamata; Agamidae
Gene: HSPB7
Product: heat shock protein family B (small) member 7
Biological process (GO): heart development
Cellular component (GO): cytoplasm; nucleus
Source: RefSeq, a predicted model, not a curated record
GAACCUCCCAGGGCUUUAUAAACGGGGCUGCCACCGAGGACCCCACAGGGCAGCUGAAGCUGCUGAGUCCCAAUUCCAGGAAGGGGAAGAUAACGCCAGAUCUCGCACACCGCUCCCCAUCCUCACUGAACGGGGUGGCUGGCUCUGAGGAUCACACCUCCUGCUGAAAACGUCCUGCAGCCACUUACACAUUGGAAACGGCCCUCUGUGUCGCUUGGUGCUGCCGCUGCCGCCGCCACCGCCGCCGCCGAGCUCUGGUGCCAACAUCCCCGACACCUCCUUAGCUGAACUUGAGCGGGCAGGGCUCCAUCCAUGGAGAAGGCCCAUGGGCUAUUUGGCGACAAAUUUGGAAGCUUCAUGCGGCCAUGCAACGAGCCCCUAAGCUUCUCAGCAGGCCGAGCCAGUGGGAUGGGCAACAUCAAGACCCUGGGGGACACGUACCAGUUUGCUGUGGACGUUAGUGACUUCUCUCCAGAAGACAUCAUCAUCACCACCUCGAAAAACCAGAUUGAAGUCCAUGCAGAGAAGCUGGCGGCUGACGGGACCAUCAUGAACACGUUCACCCACAAGUGCCAGCUGCCAGAGGACGUGGACCCCACCUCGGUCACCUCCGCCCUGGGCGCAGACGGUGCCCUCACCAUCAAGGCCCGGCGGCGUCCAACCAAGCCCCCGGAGCAUCUGCAGCCCCAGCCGACCUUCCGGACUGAAAUCAAAAUAUGAGCACCCUGCCUGCCAGAGCGCAACACAUGGGAAAAGGGCUGAGGGUGGGGUGGGUGGGUGGUGUCAGGAAGCCUGGUACAAAGUUGGGUGGGGGGUGAGGGGAGGGGGGUCCUGGAAGGCAAGAAGAGGGAGGCCUUGUCUUCAUUCCUCCCUGGGGGGUCUCCCUUGUACAUAAGGGCUUGUCCUGAGUUUGUUAUAAAUGAUUGCUGAAUCUGCCCUCCA